Molecule: messenger RNA, 491 nt
Organism: Haemorhous mexicanus (house finch)
Lineage: Eukaryota; Metazoa; Chordata; Aves; Passeriformes; Fringillidae
Product: H-2 class II histocompatibility antigen, I-E beta chain-like
Exons: 1
Coding region: 23-421 (132 amino acids)
Biological process (GO): immune response; antigen processing and presentation
Cellular component (GO): MHC class II protein complex; membrane
Source: RefSeq, a predicted model, not a curated record
GGGAAAAGAUGUGGAAGGGGAAAUGGGGGAAGGAUGGCACAGAGGAAGCGGCAGCGCGGGCAGGAGGGUCCCAUGGCGGCCGUGGGGCACAGGGAGUGUGCAGUGGGGAUCCGGGUUGGCCCCCGGUGCUCUGGGGGUGCUGGGGGGGCACCCCGGAGCUGUGUCCUGCACUCACAAGGGUGUUCCAGGGGAUGAGAUUGAAGAGUGUCACUUGUUGAACGGCACGGAGAAGGUGAGGUUCGUGGAGAGGUUCAUCUACAACCGGGAGCAGUUCCUGAUAUUGGACAGCGACGUCGGGGUGUACGUGGGGUUCAUCGCCUAUGGGGAGAUGAAUGCCAAGCGCUCUAACAGGCACCCGGUUCACAUGGAGUACUACCGGGCUUUGGUGGACACGCAGUGCUGGCGAAACUACGAGCUUUAAAAUGCCCCGUUCACAACGGUGGAGCGCCGAGGGGAGCGCGGGGCAGAGCGCGUCCCCUCGGACCUUGCCC